AAAACAGAAAAAAUUUACAAGGGUGUAUUCUUGCUAAUUUCUCUCUUCACGUUUUUUUUUCUUCUCUCUCUCGAUCGCAUCCAAGAAGGAAGACACAUUGUUAUUAGUAGCGUCAUUGCUUCAUAGUCAUUAAUUGUGGGAACAUACUUUGUAUCAUCAAUAGGAAAAUAUUUUUCUUUUAAGAGCAAAGAAAGAGAAAAUAUACUACAAAUUCCGAAGAUCAAAGAUGGUGAAGGAAAAGUUAACUUUUACAAACCCUAAGAAGGCUAACACAAAAAAGCCUCAGCCAAAACAACAACAAGUUGGGCAAACUAAACAACCUGUUGCUGAGGAAGUAGCUGCUGAACAAGUUGUUACUACUCAACAACCUGUAGUUACCGAAGUUGAAGAUUCUAACAAUGAAUUAAUCAACAAAAUCAACAAGGAAAUUAGACAAUAUAGAAAACAAGUUGUAAAGCACAAAAAGCUUCAUGAAGAUAUUACCAAUCAAUUGGAUUUUAAUAUUGCUAUUCCGACAAUCCCUUCCCACCUCAACAAGAAGGAUCUUUCAUUCGAAGAGAUUUUACAAAGAAAGAAUUUCGAUGCUCAAAUCGAAGAAUCAAAGAAGAAGGAAAAACAAUUGAAGGAUAUGAUUGAAAUUUUAGAUAAUGAAAACAAAUCAUUGGAGGUUCUCGAAACUAUUCAAAGUAGUAUGAGUAAGAUUUUCAAUGAGCAUGAUUCACGUCAAACAAAACUUGAAAAGGACUUGAAACAAUUGCAAAAGGAUGUUAAACAAAAGGAUCAACAAUUGGAGGAAUUGAAUCAAACUCUUAAUCAUACCAAAUUCCAACUUUCUCUGCAAGUUAACAACAAGAAGGAAAAUGUUUCAAAAAUCACUAGCUUUGAACAACAAAUCAAUGAACUUACUGAACAAAACACAAAACUCUUGAAACAAAACCAGGAUGUGGAAUCACUCAAAACUGAAAUUACUCGUCUUCAAUCUUUGAAUUCAAAUUUAUCCAAAACACUUGAGGAUCAAAGACAACAAUCUUCCCAACAAUUAAUGGUUCAACACAAUGUGAUAGAGGAACAAAAAAAGCUUCUCCAACAAAAGGAAGAAACAUUAAUGUUCAACUUUUCCAGAUUUAACCAAGUGAAUACAGAAUUAAUGAUGAUCAAACAACAAUUUACCGACCAAGACAAAUUCAUCAAAUUCCAACAACAUCAAAUUUCUCUCAAAUCUGAGGAAAAUAACUCUAUCACAAAGGAGGUUAAUUCAUUGAAAGAGGAAAACUCUUCAGUUGUGAAAAAGAAUCAAGACUUGUUGGACAAUAUCAAACAAUUGGAAGAAAAGAUUGCUAAUUUGGAAAACUCUAACAAGCAAUUAUUAGAUAAAAUGCAAAGAGAUGAAAAUGACCACAAACAUUCUAUACAACAACUCGAAGAACAAUUAAAGCACAGACCAAUUGUGACGUUCCCUGUAAAGUUUGAAGAGGAUAUAAUUAAUGAAGCUUUGGACAAGAAGAGAACCAAGGAUAUUGUUCAACUUAUUCAAGUUUUGAGUUUUUUCAAUAUUUCUAAUCCAGACUCAUUCGAAAGAAGAUCCAUGUUCCUUUCAGACCAACUUUGUAUUAGCCAAACUGGAAAACAAGUAUCAAUUUUGACUCACAACGAUUUUGCAGCUGUAGAUGCUCUUUCACGUUCCCUCUUUGGUCAACAACAAAAUAUUGAUCAAGUGGAAAAUUGUAUUAAUGAUGGAGUAAGAAAAUUAGAAAAAAUUAUUGCAAGAUCUGAAGAUGAUUCAAUUAUUGGAGUUUCAUACAAGAUUUUAGCAGAACAAAUAAGAGAACUUGCCUCUUCGAGUAUCUACCAAUAUGGCAAGACUUUGUAUCCAUACUUGGGUCAAGAUGAACAUUCCUUGACUAGUAAUUCUAUUUUCAAUACUAAUGGUUAUAAUAUUAGAAUGGAUGAUGCAAAUCAAUCAAGCUCAUCUCCAAAACUUAAGAGUAAUUUUAUUAAUACUGACAUUUCUUCCACAACUUCUGAAACUAAAAAAUCCACCAUAAUUGAGAAUAAGACAUUUGAAGAAACUCCAUCAUCCAAUAUUAAUGUCACAUACGAGGUUCCAUCUGAACAAACAUCAUGGAAAUUGGAAGUUACAAACAACAAUACAAAUGUUGAAUCCACAACACCAAGUGCUCCAAUAGAAAGUGACAUAAUUAACACCUCACCUGCCAAUCCAAAUGUUGUCUCUACCACAGAAGAUGAAAAUUCAGUUCCUUCAGCUCCAUCUCCUUCAUUAGAACAACAAUCUGAAAAUGGUGAAAAUCUGACGAAGAAAAAGUUUACAAACAAUUCCAGAGGUAGAGGAAGAGGAGGUUUUGUUCCAAAUUCACGAGGCGGCCGUCAAAGAAAACUCUUUGUACGAACAGAUAAUAAAUAAAUAUUGU
Naegleria gruberi is the source of this 2429-nucleotide messenger RNA. RefSeq lists its product as uncharacterized. NCBI's taxonomy places the organism in Eukaryota, Heterolobosea, Eutetramitea, Acrasida, Naegleriidae. The transcript is spliced from 3 exons. The record is from RefSeq and is a predicted model, not a curated record. The coding region runs from base 227 to 2422 and encodes 731 amino acids.